AUCACUAUCGUCGAUUCGGCACGAGAAAAACGAAAUGAUUGUGUUUAUAAAUAAAAAUAAUGAUAACAAUAUUAUAAUGACAACAAUAAUAGUAUUGCGUGCACCCGUGUGCUGGCGUACCUAUACAUGGGAUCAAAAGAGCCAACAAUGUACCUGUACUCGAUAGAGGCAGGCAUAUACCUAUAAUAAUAUCUGCAGCGGUCCCUCUCUCCCGGCCAUUUGACGAAGGUCAAAAUGCAUUGGCAUGCAUUGCCACCGCGACGUGUGACCGCAGUUCGAAAUUUCGUCGUCAACACCGGAUUCAGUCGGUCGGCUAAAGGUUCAAUGAAAACUCCUCCGACAUUCGCCGUUCGCUCCGAUCCACAUUAUCGCUGCAAUAGUCGUAUCGUUGCCGCCGCGUCCGAAUUUCACGUCGCCAGCACACUAUACCCACAACAGCAGGAAACGCUCCAUCGCAAUUGAUCCGACGACUCUCCGCAGCACGUGUGCCGCCGCUGUGUCCGUCAGUCCGCGAUAGCCACAUCGCGAUAUAUAAUCGAUAUUAUCGAGAUAGGUGUUAAAUGUUUUUAUCGUAAUAUAUUAUUUUCGAUACGAAUAUAAUAUUAUCAUAAAUAUCGCGCGCAUAAUAAUAUGACAUCACGACGGUUGUAAUAAUCGCUCGACGAGAUUUUCGUUUUCGUUUCCGCCGCCUGCAAUCUUUCUCUUCGAUCGGAUUUUUUUCCCGCGAUUUUCUCGCACUUUUAAUCCGUCGAACUGUCGUUGUUUCACUUUCGACACGAAUUCAUCGCCCGUAAUACGCGACGUCAUUGCCGGAUACCGAUUACCGGUACCGCGGUGUAAUAAUAUCAAUACAAUUACAGAUUAUUAUUAUAAUAUAGUAUAACGACGGUGCUUGCUCACGUAAUAAGCAGCUGGUCCAUCCGUCGUCGCCGACGGCGGUCGUGUGUCCGCAUAACCUACCAAUCGCCGACCGGAAGUCCGACCGAUCGCGUUUGUCCGACUCGGCGAAAAAUCGUACGACACAGUGUCGGGUACACUCACCUGUUGUACACGCUGAACGAAAAAGAAAAUCGUCAGCGCCGACCGCUGUCCUUCUGAAAAUUGGAUUCGCGCCGUCUGACGUUUGCGCGCGCAAAUGAAAUGCAACAAAUUAUAUUUGGAAACGCUAGGUACGGUCUAUGCGGCUUUGGUCUACUCAUCAUUUCGUACGCACUAUUUUUCUUCAACCCGGUGGAAAUCAUCAAAUCAGCGAAGUUGAAAUUUGUCGAAGGAUCGUACGCGUUUCAGCUGUGGCAAAAACCUCCGGUUAAAGUUUACGUCAACGUGUACAUAUUUAACGUGACCAACGCCGAUAGAUUUUUGGCGGGUGAAGACGAAAAAUUAGAUGUCAAAGAAGUAGGCCCGUAUGUUUAUUGGGAGGAGUUGGAAAACACGAACACAACGUUUCAGAGCAAUGACACUGUAACGUACAUCCCGAGGAGGAAACUACACUUCGAUCUCAAUUUGUCCGUCGGAGAUCCCGAGGUGGAUCACAUCGUCGUUCCUAACAUCCCCUUAUUGGGAUUCAGUUCGAUGCUCCGGAGUUCGCCGAUGUUCGUAAAUGUCGUGUUUAAUUCGUUGGUCGAAUAUCAGGAUUCACAGCCGAUACUCGACCUGUCGGUAAAAGAAUUCCUGUGGGGAUACGACGACAAGUUAGUGAAGAUGGCUAGCAGUGUGCUGCCCACGUGGAUCAACUUUUCCAAAUUUGGGCUACUCGAUCGGAUGUUAGACGAAGGAACCAAUGUUGUCACAAUGACUGUGCCAUCGGAACGACAAACAAGACGUCCCUAUACAAUAGAUAAUUUUAAUGGAUCACCGAUCUUACACCAAUGGGCCAAUACAGAUGAACCUAAUGAGUUGAAUAAAUGUUCAUUGAAUGCAUCAUCGGAAGGAUUACUGUUCCCCAGACACUUGACCAAAGACAUGAAUUUUCCAAUUUACCGAAAAGCCUUUUGUAGGACAUUGCCGUUGACUUAUAGCUCUACCAGCGAUAUGCCCAUUGGGUACCCCUCUGUUUAUUUAUACAAAUUCUUGCCAGAAGUCUUUAAUUCUUCUCUAGACGAUAAUAAAUGUUAUUGCCCGCAAGAAGGGUGCUUGCCGGCUGGACUUUCAGACAUAUCGCCGUGCUACUACAAUAUACCGGUGGCAGUGUCGUUUCCACAUUUUUACGGCGGCGAUCCGGCGUUGGUGGACAAUGUCAAUGGAAUUGCUCCCAACAUGGAAAAACAUCAAUCGGUAGUUGCCGUACAACCGGAUCUUGGUAUACCCUUGGCCGUGGACAUCAAAAUCCAGUUGAACCUGAUCAUAAAGGCCACGAGGUACGUGAGCCGCGCCAAGAAGUUCAACGGAUUGACGUUGCCGAUAUGUUGGUUGCACUUGGAAGUGAAGAGCCUGCCGAGCUCGUUGAACGCGCUGCUCUACCUGUGCUUCAACGUCGGACCGGUGCUGGUCAAGGCGGUGGUCGCGCUCACAGCCUCAGUUGGAUUUUUCCUCGUCGGCCUGUCCAUCAAGCGGUUCGGCCGAGGUCAGCAGAAACAACCGCAUCUGGUCAACGGGUCGGCGGCCGGUGACCACGAGAGCGGUCGUGGUAGAGGCUGUGAAGACGACGACAACGACGACGACAGCGGUCGCGGUGACGACUACGAAGACGACGGUGGUGGCGCGGAGUCGGGUGGGCUGAUCGUCAAGCGUGGGCUCGUCGCCGGACGGUACUGCGACAAGUCGUACUUGCCGUUGCACCACGUCACCAUUCCGGGGUCGUCGUCGGUCGUCGUCGAUUACGACCACUCGCAGGACUAUGCGAGAGGACGAUGACGAUGAGACGAUAGUAAUACUACCUACCUAUUUAUAUAUUAUUAUAAAAUAUUUUGUUAUUAUUAUAAUAUCGUCAUCAUCGUUAUUAUUGCCUUCAUACACCUAUUAUAUAAUUAUUGUAUACACGCCGAUGUUGCGUGAUUUAAACGUUAUUUAUUCAUUAUUAUUGUCAUAUACCAUAUUAUAUUAUACCAUGUACACGCCACGGGUGCCAGGCUAGGUUAGGUUAGGUUACCUAGCCUAACCUAACCUAUAACCUAUACUAUAUAUAUAUAUAUAUUAUGUGUUUAUGGAGAUUGAUCUGGCAGUGGAGCGUAGGUACAUAUAACAUAUCGUUCCCGCGAUUAAAUUGUAUCGAGCACUUGUGCCCACCAUAUAUUUUAUAUCUACAUAGUACACACUUCGGUUAGUUCGAUUUUGUACUCCGUCAGUGAGGAAAUCACUGUAAAUCUGGAAUAAUGGUAGAAAAAAUUAUGCAUGGGUAGGCUAUGUGGAUGGGUGUGUGGCCGCAUGGGUGGAGAUAGACGUUUAUCCGUAAUAUAUUUGAAAAUCUUCUGUCCCGGCCAUUUUGGGUGGACCGUGUGUUGUGGAAGGUAUGGUCAAAAGCACAUAAUUGUAUGCAAUAUAUACGCGUAGGGAUUCAUGUAUUGGGAAUUUUUUUGAACUUGUCUACGUCACAUUAUCAUGAAAUUUAUAUGAUUUAAUUUGUAAGACGUCAUAAUUUCAGUGGUUUCACACAUAGAAUCAUGUCUGGCAUUAUAUAUCAGUUAUUGUUUUUUUUCACUUUAUUUCCGAUGAAAAUGUUUGCCUUAAUUAACAUUCCCCCAGUAUAACGUAUGUUGUAUUCUUCUACUUAUGUUUCGACUACACUUCUACUCAUUUUACCGCCUACCUAUACGAUUGAAGUAGGACUAAGAUAGAAAAAGUCAAUAACACCGCAAUUAUUAUUAAUACACCCUACACAAGUGAAUAUAAUACGUGGUUUAAUGAGACAUCGAGUGCAAAAGCCGUAACACAAUGUAACAUUAUAUACGCGACCCUUACGUUAGAUACCAUCAAUACAUAUUAUCGAAGAAUUUUAACUCGUUCCCAAGUCCAAGCCCUGACCGUCUACCACGCGGUCCGACGUAUCAAUAUCUUUAUCAUCAGCGAAAUUAAUUUCCUCGUUCACAUAAACUCAAACCCGUCGUACAUGAAAACGCCCUCCAUUCUGUUCGGGUCGGUCGUGCCAGGGCAAAAGCGGCGAAAUCGUUAUGUGCCGUGAAAAAAAUUCGGUAGAGCAGUGUUGUAGUGCAUCAUAACAAUAUAAUACACCGGUAGGUAGGUGGGUACUGCUCCUGAUACGCCCAGAUUUCGACAUCAGAUUUUAUGACCCUACGUAUGAUAUAUAUAUCGCAAGUUCCCCGAGGAGAUAACGAUUAAAGGGGGCGCGGAAAUAACCUGCGCUGACACUGCCGUGACGUCGCCCCUAAUAUAUAUAUAUAUAUAUAUGUUAUAUAUAUGCGUUAUUUUUUUUUUUUUGAACUUCUUUGACGAUCGAAUCCACCCGAAAAUGCUGAAAUAAUCCGUUUCUGGGGACAAUAUACACAAUAUAAAUUCAACGGAAUCACCACCUCCAACGCUUACGAUAUAUAUAUAUAUAAUAUAUGAACGAUAGAAGUCACACUCGUCAAAAAAAAAAAAAAAAACUGUUAAUACACAUUAUAUUAAUGUUAAAUAUUAUACCUACUACUUACUUAGUUGAAGAACGUUUUCACGCGAAGGAUUUAUCGAAAACCUUUGGAACAUCGCCUCCAUACAUAUAAUACGCUGUCGCCGUACUAUAAAUGGUGGAAAAAAUAUUACGUUUCACUCGCUUGCCUUAUUGCACUCGUGAUUGUUACUAUUGUUUAAGAUGUGUACCUACUUAUCAUAAAUCGAAAUACAUUUUUGUGGCAACUGCAGUGAUAAAAAAAAAAAAAAAACGUGCAGUGUAUUUAAGUUGUACGAAAUAUUUGUUAUGAAUAUAUAUAUAAUUAGUUGUUUUGUAUAUAAAAAAAUAUGUUUUAUUUGUAUAUAUAUAUUGUAUCAUAUAUUUUGAUUAUAUUCAUUAAAAAUAAAAACAAUUGAAAUAAUUAUGCUGAUUAAGCAAUAAUAAAAGUUGACAUAUAUUUUAUUUUUUUUUAUAUAAAUUGUAACACCUUUGUACAAUUAAUAUACAAUUGUAA
Messenger RNA from Metopolophium dirhodum (rose-grain aphid), 5060 nucleotides. Its product is annotated as scavenger receptor class B member 1-like. Lineage: Eukaryota; Metazoa; Arthropoda; Insecta; Hemiptera; Aphididae. The record is from RefSeq and is a predicted model, not a curated record. Gene Ontology annotation, molecular function: scavenger receptor activity. The transcript is spliced from 10 exons. Gene Ontology annotation, cellular component: membrane; cytoplasm. Bases 1141 to 2853 code for a protein of 570 amino acids.